Messenger RNA from Naegleria fowleri, 1236 nucleotides. RefSeq lists its product as uncharacterized. Bases 1 to 1236 code for a protein of 411 amino acids. The record is from RefSeq and is a predicted model, not a curated record. Lineage: Eukaryota; Heterolobosea; Eutetramitea; Acrasida; Naegleriidae. The transcript has 4 exons.
AUGAGAAGCUCGGUUUCAAUGCAGCACACCAGCGACGAGGAACUACUUUGUGCUUCGUUGAUGAGGAAUAGCAGAGAAAUUAAGGCCUUCUUCAACAGUAAGUUGAUGUAUUUAGUCAGGGAUGCUCAAUACCUUGCCCUAAUCGGAAUAAGAAGCGUCCAACAAAAACUGGGAGCCUAUUCCUCUUUGGAAGGAAUUAAAGAGCUCAUGGAUAACCUUGCACCAGGCACCACCCAACAUCCAAACCCCUCUCUAAUCCAUCAUAAUAAUAGUCAAGAGCAGCUAUUUACUCCUCCUCCCAACCAGCAACAUUUAUCCACCCCUGAAAAAAAAAGUACCUCUCAUGAAGAUAUGACCAACGAAGAAGAUUCGAGAUAUAAACCAUCAUCAAGUUGGAGAAAAGGGGAUAGGCAUGGUAUUCAAUUAUCUUCAGGAAAUGAAGAUCAGUUUGAUCCUUACUUGCCUGAUAAGCAUAACAACAUUCAAGCCUCACCAAUGAAAAAAUCCAACAACAAUUAUUUAAAUCAUCCAGCUCAACAUGCAAACUAUUUACCAACCCCAUCCUCACCUUUUUUCGAUGAGACUCGAUUUAAUGUUCCCAGUAGGCUGAAUGGAAAUGUACAUCAAAACUUUUUCAAUACUCCCAUUCCUCACGUGCAUGAUUACUUUAGCCCUUACCAAAAUUCAAAUCCAUAUCAAUCUUAUCCACUUAUACCUCCAACCACCUAUAUUCACUACCCUUCAUAUCCGUCACAUCCCCUUAAUACUCCUACAAUUGUGCAUCACGUAGCUCCGCAACAACCACAACGCAUUGAAUUCCAAAAUCAUCAAACAAACCACCAAACAAAUCAACAAACAAAUCAACAGCAGGUUGAACAUGCGCAUUUACCUGAGCAAAAGCCUAGUAAGAGAGCAGAUCUAAUAGUGAUACAAAAGGAGGAAAUCUCUCCUGCUGAAACGGAGGACUCAGAAGGGCCUCCAAAAGCUGUAGCUUGGUCUGCAGGCUUGGGAGGAAAUGUUAAGAAAAAGAAAUCAGAAACUCCAAAGAAAGAAAUCAAAAAACCUCCAGUUAAAAAGCUGCAUCGUCAUGCUUCCGUUCCUCCAAAAUUUGGGGUACCUUAUGACAUUAAUAAGGUGGAAUCAAAAAUCAAAGGUCAAAUAAUGAUGGACAAAAAAACAAAUCAACAUGCAAUGCAUGAACCAGUGCUUGUGACAUCCAAAAAAAGAAAUGAUUGA